GUAAACACGGUGACCGCUGUUAUCAUCAGACCCGGAGAGCCGACGACGACCUCCCUUAGAAAAAUUCAGCUUCAGAUUUGCUACACAUUCGAGUUUCUGAUUUUCCCGAAAUGCCCGUCGGUGAUCUUCAGGAGGGUGGUGACAGAGAACUCGAGGAGAGAUUGCGCGUCGAGCAACAGAAAGCACAAUUGCAAGCGAGGAUCCAUUCGCUAACUGACAUGUGUUGGGACAAAUGCAUGGAUAAGCCGUCGACCAGACUCGACGACCGAACGGAGACAUGUCUCACGAAUUGCGUCGAGCGAUUCCUGGAUACUUCUGUAGCAAUCGCCACGCGGUUCACUCAGACACUUCAGAAAUCCGCCGAGCUUCAGUGAUGUCGCAGUCGCCAACGAGUCAGAGUUCUGACAUGUCGUGGUCGUCUCAUCACUCAAAUGCGCGAAAGCUCUCAGACUGUACGCUGGUAUGCUGUCUCCGAUCAGGAUGUGGAAUGUUGUGAGAGACUCGUGGAUAGACGAUUAUGCUUCACGAGAAAGCUUUCGAUGUGCUCUGAGUGCCUGGAGAAUGUCUGAGGCUGUCAGGUUCUGUGGAAUCUUGGAGAUCCAGAACCUCAUAGCGGAGAUCUCGAGCCCUUAUGGAAAUGAGGAGCUCCUCCGCAUUGAUAGGAAAAUGCAAUCGAUGACAAUAAAUUAAGGACUU
Molecule: messenger RNA, 696 nt
Organism: Galendromus occidentalis (western predatory mite)
Lineage: Eukaryota; Metazoa; Arthropoda; Arachnida; Mesostigmata; Phytoseiidae
Gene: Tim8
Product: translocase of inner membrane 8
Exons: 2
Coding region: 111-374 (87 amino acids)
Source: RefSeq, a predicted model, not a curated record